Molecule: messenger RNA, 2600 nt
Organism: Blepharisma stoltei
Lineage: Eukaryota; Ciliophora; Heterotrichea; Heterotrichida; Blepharismidae
Source: the annotation of a GenBank genome assembly
AUGGGUAGUAAUGUUUCGGCAAACACAAAAAUCUUAUUAGACUCAAUUGACGCAGGACAAGAAGUUGAUACUCAAACGCUGCUCAGGUUCGGUGCUCAGAUAAAUGCCUUAAACUCUGAAGGCUACUCUCCUUUGCGAUUAGCACUUGAACGUGGAAGAGUUAAGAGCUUUAAAUCGCUUUUUAAGGCUAGCGCUCUGAUUAUUCCAGAACUUCCCCAAAAAAUGACCCCACUCCACAGAGCAAUUGAGCUCGACCACUAUAAGCUUGCCUGAAUGCUCCUUCGUGAGCAUUCUUUAUUCGGUAACUUCAAAAACCAACAAGAUGCGUAUGGAAACACGCCCCUUCAUAUUGCAGUCCUUAAAGGAAACUCAGAUAUGGUAGCUUUGCUGCUGAAAUACAACGCUAAUCGAGAUAUCUUGAAUUUAGCUGGGAAAACUCCUCAUGAACUAGCUCUUGAGAGUAGAAGCCACAUGGCUGAUGAAAUAAUAGAACAAUUUACCCUGGAAGACUGCAUUUCGAAAAGAAGCAGAACUCCACUUCAGGAAGAAAAUGCUCCAAAUAGAGAGCAAAGAUCAACUCAAGGCUCAAAAUCAACACUCAAGGUAGAAGAGAGCAUUGAUGAGCCCAUUACAUUAUUAGAGCAAGCACUGGCAGGAAGCAGGCUAACUAUAAUUAAAGGUGAAGAAUUAGAGUUUCAAGACGUCCUGAAUAGAGGCUCAAGCUGCAUUGUAUUCAAAGGAAAGUGGCGAGGCAGUGAAGUCGCUAUAAAACAGUUCAAACUGGAGUACAGCACAUCAGAAAAGGAUUUGCAUAAAUAUGUCAAAGAAAUGCAAGUCCUGUCACAAAUUAGGCAUCCAAAUAUUCUGCUUAUCAUGGGCAUUUGUAUAGACCAGCCAAACCUCUGCUUGAUAACAGAAUACGUCCCUAAUUCGUCGUUAUUCUAUGCAAUCCAUAAAAAUAAGUCAAGAACAUUAACUCUGGCUGAAAGAUUCAAUAUAGGCAUACAGAUAUGUAAAGCACUUGCUUAUUUACACUCCAAUGAUCCACCAAUUAUUCACAGAGAUCUAAAGCCAGAGAACUGCCUUCUCGACUAUGCAAUGAAUGUAAAACUUGCAGAUUUUGGACUGGCAAGGCCAGUUUCAUCGUUUAUUGCUGAAGAGUCUCAAUCAAUUCAAUUUAAUUAGAUUUAUAACGUUUGCACACUGCCGCUGCUUCAACUCUGGGGCGAAGUUCGUGUCAUCUUCUCCUCGGCCCCCAAAGUGUUGCCAACUUGACUUCGUAACACGACGAGGACUCCAGUCUUGGGAAGUUUGGACUUCUAGGACUGUUCCUUGAGCUCAGGGUACCUACUUGAGUCCGUCAGGCUCCUAAAAAUUCCCAGUCUUUACCGCCUGGGGUAGGUGGCACCCUUCUUGAAAAUUCUAUUCCCUAAGGUUAGGAGUAGGAAAAGCCAUCUUGCUCUUGCUUCCUUCUGAGAAAUUUCAUCAGGGAAAUCAAACUUCAUAAUUAAAAUAUGCAAACGAUGAAUUUUCGGUAGGGAUACAAGAAAACUCGAGCGAUGCCAUAUUUAAAUUAUGAAGAGUCUCAAUCAAUGACCACGAUUUGCAUUGGAACCACGCGAUUUAUGGCGCCAGAACUUUUUGAUAAAGAUAAAGUCGAUUCAAUUGGGGUUGAAGUAGAUAUAUGAGCACUUGGCUGUUUGCUCAUCGAACUUUUCAGCAGCAAAAGACCUUGACACUAUAUUUCAAGCUCCAAAGCGAAUAACAUUUUCUACGAAAUUUUCAAUAAAAAGCCUAUUCCAAUCCCCGAUACAAUAACUCCAGAAGUAAGUCUAAUUAUCCAAGAGUGUUGUAGGUAUAAUCCCCGCCGAAGACCUCGCAUCUGCGAUGUUCUUGACAGGCUGGAAAGGGCUAAAGGUACUUAUAUCCUUACAUCCCCAGGAAUUCAUUUAAAAACUUUAUAUACAUAUUAAAAUUUCCCCAGAAAUUCAAAAAAUAACUAUUCCAGGAAAGUAAACAUUAAUUUAAUUAUGCUAAAAUGCAUUGUAAUUAUCACUUAUAUAUUAUAAAAUUUACACACAAAAAAUUUUUCCUCAUUAAGGAGGGUGGUUUUCCAAAAAAAGAUUUUUAAUUAUGUUUAUUCUCAAUAAUUUCCCGGACAAAAUGGUGUCUGGCGCCAAAGCAGGAAGUUGUUGUCCUGAGUUCCUUCUGAAAAAAGGAAACAGUAUGAGCGAGGAAUUGGAUCAGCACAGUUCCUUGCAGCGCUGGAUCUGUGCAGAUGGAGGUGGAGUGGAGAUGGCAUUGGAGUGUGUAGGGCAUGGAGUCAGUGUACAUGAAAAAACUCUGAAUGGCCUGCAUUGGAGGUGCAAGCAGGUGAUGCAUUCGAGUUUUUACUUUUUACUUUUUACUUUUACUUAUUACUUUUUUACUUUUUUACUUUUUAUUUUAGUAUUUUACUUUUUAGAAAAUUUUUGGGAAUUUUUACAAAUUUCUGGAACUUUUUGAAGAUCUUUUAAUUGGUCCACUUAGUUGGGCGAUAACCAUUAAUUCUAUUCUAUUCUAUGUUUAUUCUCGUUUGCUGAGGGAUGAGAGUUAGUUAA